UCAUAUAUUCUAAUAGUUUAUAUUGCUCUAUGUUUUGUCUAUCUUAAUGUACACAUGUGCAGAAUACGUGUCAGCAACAGGGAAUAAAUCAGUCCAUCUGGAUACUUCAUCGACGUCUUUCAUUUUCUCACCUGAACCUACCAAAUUAAUAAAUUAUUAUAAAACAUGGCGCAGUCGGUAGUCCGUGUACAGUUUAGUGAAUCUAAAUGAGUGAGAGUAUUGUUACGGCAAAUAAAUAAAUAAAUAAGUGGACUCAAGGAAAAUUAACAAUUCACAAUGGAGACUCGUACAUUAGAACCAAUGCCGAUGAAGGGAAAUUCAUCACAUAAUUGGAUGGUAUGGAAACAGAAAUUUUUAAAUUAUCUGAUAGCAACAGAAGCAUCGGAAAAACCGGAAGCUGUUCAAUGUGCCAAGCUCAUUUACUUCAUUGGUGAUGAGGGCCUAGAAAUUUACAAUACGUUCUCAUUCACUGACGCCGAAAAAGAUAAAAUUGAACCUCUAAUUGCAAAAUUCGAGCAGUAUUUCGUACCAAAGAAAAAUGUCGACUUUGAGCGAUAUAAGUUUUUUACCCUGAGACAACAUCACGAAACAAUUGAACAAUUUGUAACCAUUUUGAAAAAUACUGCUAAGAAUUGUGAAUUCCAUCCGGAAAAUGAAGAUGGACUCAUAAAAACUAUGUUUGUGAUCGGUGUGAAAAGUGAAUCAUUACGAGAGAAAUUAUUACAAAACAUUGACUUGAAAUUAAAUAAAGCAGUAGAAUUGUGCUUAGUGUAUGAAAGUGCCAAAUCACAGUGCGAAUUAAUGAAGAAUGGAAACCUUUUCGAGGAUGGUUUCACCAAAGUUGAUGAUGUUCGUGAAAAUUCCAGAAAACAUCGACUGCAGGCAUCGACAUCCAAGGUCAAAUCAGCGGCCCAGAUGAAAUUUUCAGAACACCGACGAUAUCAGCGAGAUAAGAGCGGUAUGAAUAAAAACAUAAAGAAUUGUUCUCGUUGUGGAUAUUCACAUCCGAUAAAUAAAUGUCUUGCAUAUAAAAAAAAGUGUUCGAAAUGUGGCAAAUUGAAUCAUUCUGCUGCUUGCUGUAAAAUGAAAAAUAUAAAUUUUAUUGAUGAUUCCAACGAACAAGAAGGUGAUUUUAUUAUAAAUUGUAUUAAUGAAUUACAUCAAAAUAAUAAUCACAAUAAGGAUUGGUCAAUUACACUGCAAAUAGAAAAUAUAAAAAUUAAACUUAAAAUUGAUACGGGGGCUUGUGUAAAUAUAAUUAACUAUAAAGACUUUUUAGAUCUCAAGAAAAAACAAAACACAAAAAUAGUUAGGGCUGAUAAUAAACUGAUUUCUUAUACAGGUAACAAAAUUCCUGUUAUUGGUAAUUGUUUUCUUAAUAUAAAUUAUAGAAAUAAAUUGUACAAUUUAGAAUUUUUAGUAGUUAAGGGUGAUCAAUACCAAGCGAUCAUUGGCCUAGACACUUGUUUAAAAUUGAAUUUGAUUAAGAAGGUUGAAGCUAUUGAAAAUAAUAAUUUAGAUAUUGAAGAAUAUAAAAACUUAAUUAACGAAUAUGAGGAUAUUUUUAAAGGAAUAGGAAAACUAAAUAAGCAUUAUCAUAUUGAAUUGAAAGACGAUGCAGUACCAUGUAUACAUCCUGUUCGAAAAGUUCCAUUUGCGAUUGAAUCAAAAUAUAAAGAGACUUUAGAACAAUUAGUUAAGAAAAAAAUCAUUGAACCAGUGGAAGGAGUAUCCACCUGGGUAAAUCCUGUAGUCAUUGUAAAAAAGAAAAAUGGUAAUUUGCGUAUAUGUUUAGAUCCCCAGGAUUUAAAUAAAUCAAUUAAAAGGGAAUACUUCAAGUUGCCCACAAUUGACGAGUUGAUUUCGAAAUUAAACGGUGCAUGUUACUUUUCGGUGUUAGACGCAGCAAGUGGUUUUUGGAAUAUACCCUUAGAUGAAGCUAGUAGUGAAUUGUGUACAUUUGGGACCCCAUUUGGUCGUUUCCGUUUUUUGAGAAUGCCAUAUGGUCUUAAAUCAGCUCCUGAAGUUUUUCAGAAAAGAUUUAAAGAAAUUUUUGACGGUGAAGGUACUGAAGUUUAUAUCGAUGAUUUAUUUGUACUAGAAAUGAACAUGAUUUGA
This is a messenger RNA of Coccinella septempunctata (seven-spotted ladybird), 2118 nucleotides long. RefSeq lists its product as uncharacterized. The coding region runs from base 277 to 2118 and encodes 613 amino acids. The record is from RefSeq and is a predicted model, not a curated record. Lineage: Eukaryota; Metazoa; Arthropoda; Insecta; Coleoptera; Coccinellidae. The transcript has a single exon.